Prunus armeniaca (apricot) is the source of this 426-nucleotide messenger RNA. The record is from the annotation of a GenBank genome assembly. NCBI's taxonomy places the organism in Eukaryota, Viridiplantae, Streptophyta, Magnoliopsida, Rosales, Rosaceae.
AUGUUCUAUUUUCUCUUUGGCACAGUGAAUUGCCGAAAAUGCCCUCCACUCAACCUUUUCUGCUCUUCCCUUUUUACCCCUUCUCCUCCAGUCUUUGUUCCCAGCGAAUGUAUCGUUAACUCAGAGAAGGAGUUCAUCGUUGAUUUCGAACUAGCUGGUUGGGGGGCAGCGAUGGAAGAUUUCAGUUCAAUCUUGGAGAUGCUUUGGCGGCUGUUGAUUUUCGUUUGGGGAGUCGAGCUGCGAAUCCAGCGGCCCUUCGGUUUAUUGAAUUGUCUGUUCGCUGUGAUAAUUUCUAUCGUUUCUGCAACCUUCAUCUCAGGCACCUUUCUGCGAGUUCUUGCGUCCUUUGUCUUCGGCCAGUUCUGGCUACACUAUGAGGGUUUCAUAUUUCACUCAUUGAAUUCCUUGCUAAUGAUUUGUUCUUAG